Doryrhamphus excisus (bluestripe pipefish) is the source of this 3882-nucleotide messenger RNA. NCBI's taxonomy places the organism in Eukaryota, Metazoa, Chordata, Actinopteri, Syngnathiformes, Syngnathidae. The record is from RefSeq and is a predicted model, not a curated record.
ACAGCACUAAUAUUUUUUAUUUGCUGAACCACUUUAGACUUUAGUUUAAGAGCUAAUAUGCUAAUAAUAAAGACAAAUAGUAAUGCAAAAAUAUGCUUCCUGACUGUUGAUUAUUUUUAAAAAUAAUUUCUGAAUUGAUAACCCUUUACUUAUCGUUCAUAUAAAAGAUUUCCCCUACAUAUUGUGGAUAAAAAAAUAUUUAUAUCUGCGAUUAAAUGCCAUUCAUUCUGAGUCAAUUAUGGACAAAAUGCAAUUAAUCACAAUCAAAAAUCGUAAUCGAUUGACAGCACUAAUAUUUUUUAUUUGCUGAACCACUUUAGACUUUAGUUUAAGAGCUAAUAUGCUAAUAAUAAAGACAAAUAGUAAUGCAAAGAUAUGCUUCCUGACUGUAUAUUAUUUUUAAAAAUAAUUUCUGAAUUGAUAACCCUUUACUUAUCGUUCAUAUAAAAGAUUUCCCCUACAUAUUGUGGAUAAAAAAAUAUUUAUAUCUGCGAUUAAAUGUCAUUCAUUCUGAGUCAAUUAUGGACAAAAUGCAAUUAAUCACAAUCAAAUAUCGUAAUCGAUUGACAGCACUAAUAUUUUUUAUUUGCUGAACCACUUUAGGCGAGUUUAAGAGCUAAUAUGCUAAUAAUGAAGACAAAUAGUAAUGCAAAAAUAUGCUUCCUGACUGUAUAUUAUUUUUAAAAAUAAUUUCUGAAUUGAUAACCCUUUACUUAUCGUUCCAUAUAAAAGAUUUCCCCUACAUAUUGUGGAUAAAAAAAUAUUUAUAUCUGCGAUUAAAUGCCAUUCAUUCUGAGUCAAUUAUGGACAAAAUGCAAUUAAUCACAAUCAAAUAUCAUAAUCGAUUGACAGCCCUAAUAUUUUUUUAUUUGCUGAACCACUUUAGGCGAGUUUAAGAGCUAAUAUGCUAAUAAUAAAGACAAAUAGUAAUGCAAAGAUAUGCUUCCUGACUGUAUUAUUAUUUUUUUACAAUAAUUUCUGAAUUGAUAACCCUAUACUUAUCGUUGUAGUUCCACAUAAGAGAUUUCCUCUACAUAUUGUGGAUAAAAAAUAUAUUUCUAUCUGCGAUUAAAUGCCAUUCAUUCUGAGUUAACUAUGGACAAAAUGCAAUUAAUCACAAUCAAAUAUCGUAAUCGAUUGACAGCACUAAUUUUUAUUUGCUGAACCACUUUAGACUUUAGUUUAAGAGCUAAUAUGCUAAUAAUAAAGACAAAUAGUAAUGCAAAAAUAUGCUUCCUGACUGUAUUAUUACUUUUUUACAAUAAUUUCUGAAUUAAUAACCCUAUACUUAUCAUUGUAGUUCCACAUAAGAGAUUUCCUCUACAUACUGUGGAUUAAAAAAAUAAUAUUUCUAUCUGCGAUUAAAUGCCAUUCAUUCUGAGUUAACUAUGGACAAAAUGCAAUUAAUCACAAUCAAAUAUCGGAAUCGAUUGCCCUAAUAUUAAUACAUGCAAUGAAUGAAUAAUAUGAAUAAUCUUUCUGCAAAAUUAUGGAACCACUGCACUCUGCGUGUGUAUGCUAAUAGCCCCGCCUGCCCCUCCAAAGAGACAACGCAACUGUAAGACUGUGAAGAGGUCUCACUCUGUUUUGUUUUAUGGAUCGCCUUUAUUCUAUGAAGCGUCUUGGUGUUGAACCAAUGCACAGAGUGAACUUAAAUAGACUAGAUUAGAAUAUCCGGACAUAUUUUGACUAAUUCUUUAUUGGUGUGAACUUGCCAUAGCUAUUGUGUUCUGUCAUUUACGUGUGAAAUCGUCACAUGCUGUCGUUUUCUCUUCCUCGUUUCACUUCCUUGUGUCUGAAUUCUCUACUCAGAAAUCAGCACUUGCAAAUUCUCAGAAUGAAUUGAGGAAGAUUAAAAAGAAAACCGUGACAUGAAUCAGUAGCUGGGAUGAUAUUAGAUGAACAAUAAAGUGUGUUCGAUGCCACGUCACCUGCAUGCCGCCGGUGUUGUUUACAAAUGGGCUCCAUUAACAUUAGCACAGACCAGUGGCGUCAUUAGGCCUAUUUUAGGGGGGGCUCCAGUCCCACUAAAAAUAUUCUUAGGGGGGCUUAAAAUGUUCUUAACUCCCCUAAAUAAUUUUAUAUUUUUUAUAUUUUAUUGAUUUUUUAACAAAAAAAUCCUACAAAUUUUAUAUAAUAGGGCAAAAGCAGGCUAAUAGGCAAGCCAAUAAGCAGGCUAAUACUAGCCUACUACUAUGACUAGAAAUAGUAGGAAUAAUCAGAAGAAGAAUAAUGAUGAUAGUAAUAAUUCUUGUUAUUAUUAAUAAUUCCCGGAUCUUGUUCGUUAUUUGUUUUUUGGAUUUUUUUGAACGUCUCCUACAUUCAUUCAUAUCCUGUGCAUCUCCGGGUUGUGAAGGUUGCAUCCCCUGUGUUCAAAUUUUAGCUUUGUCUACCUCUAGUGGUCAAUUCAAAUAUUACACUUACUGUAUAACAACGCUGCUGAUAUGUAGGGUAUUUCGGGCCCUCUGAUUUAUGGAUGGAAUAGCAAAAUUGGCCAAUAAAAACAAAAUCUACCAUAAAUUCCAGGUAAUUAUAUCCACCCGAGUCCGCCAACAAUUCUGAAGGUGAAAUAUGUUUAUUGUGGUGAAAUAAGCGUAUUUGUAUUUCCACGUCAUCUUACUAUGUCCGUGUAUGACGGAACCACCUGGGUGAUGUUCUGAGUGUCCAUGAAUGCACCUCACGUGUGAUUGGUGGAAAAUAAGGAAGUGUUGCUCCAACGGCAGUUUGAAUUGCUCUCGUCGACUUGAGGGAACUUGACCUCGGGGAAAUCCCCACUCCCACGGAAAAGCUGACAUUAACUGGGUGAAAUCUACCCUUUUAGGACUGAAGGAGAAAAAUUAAGCAAUAAAGCUAAAUUGAAAACAAAGAACCCAACUUUGGAAACCAACAAGUGGUCGAAACACGAUUACUCGGCCUGAAAGUGAAAAAGGGGAAGAUGGCUUCCAUUUAGGACUUCCACAUCCACUUCCCAUCUGCUCUGCAAGUGGGUCUCCGCAUGAUGUCAUACCAAGUGCCGAGGGGAAAGUCAGCGAGGACGACUCAAAACUGGUAAUGGAAUGCAGCCACUGUGUGGAAGCCGGAGAAGGUCACCCACGGCAGAAGCCUCAGAAGAUCAGAAGCACGGCGGUCACCAUGAAGACGCUCGUAUUAGUCGCUCUGAUGUGCAUCUUGCAUGUCGGCACGUGUGCAGUCAGCCCGGCUAUCGUGUUGAAGGAAGGAUGCUGUGAAGGAUGCUCAAAAACGGCCAUCCCUUGGGAAAGAGUGCAGCGUGUGGAAAGAACUCCAAACGUCUGCAAACGCAAAGCAAUUGUUGUGACGACGGUGUGUGGUAAAAGGUUUUGCAUCCAAGCCAACUGGAAGUGGUCAAAAACUCUGCUGACGGAAUUUGAGAGAUUGUCUGCCAACAAGACGCUGGUCCCGCCCCCUUUCAAUCAAACCAGGUGUAGUAAGGACGUUCAAGUCGUGUGAGGAGGAAGUCGCCGUGUCAAAUAAUAAUAUGUAUUUCAUACAUGUUGUGCAUUAAUAUGCUAAAAGCUAUAUGCUAAGUAAAAAGUGUCCAAACUUUUUCCACAAAGAGCCACAUACUGAAAAAUGAAAUAAUUUUUAUGGUUAUGGUUUAAUUUCAUUUGAACAUGCAUCAGAUUGUAAUUGAACGCAUCACAUAAUCAGUUCCCAGUUCCACAUGUCCAAAAGGAGUAGGAAGAAGCAAAGCUUAUUAAAUAUUACCUCUCCAUCUGGUACUUUUACAAUCACUAACUGUUACAUUUGUUCACUUCCUGCUUUCAUAAUAUAAUUUUUUUUAAUUUUUUAUAAAUUUGUAUUUUUUUAAUUUUAAUUUUUUUUACAAAAAUAUAUUAAAGUGCAUCUCAGCUUUGUAAUAUA